AGUUUCUCCCAGCAUGGACUACCGUAAACUUGGUCUACUGCUAUUUCUGUUAAACUCCGCCAGCACAGGUCAUGCCGCCCAACGUUAUCCAAAUGGACGUAUUAUAGGAGGACAAGUCGCCGAGGAAGGUUUGGCACCAUAUCAAGUCUCUCUACAAACCAUACCCGGUUCACAUUUGUGUGGUGGGGCCAUUAUCGACAAGGAAUGGAUAAUAACAGCGGCCCAUUGCGUCACCGGAUGGCCACCGGAAUUUCUACGCAUUGCUGUCGGCUCCAAUUUGUAUACGGAACCAUUGGCUAUCUAUCAUUUGGAUCGCAUCCACCUGCACUGUAACUACGAUCAUCCGAAAUAUCACAAUGACAUUGCCCUGCUGCAUGUGAAUAACACAAUUGAAUGGAAUGACCGAGUUAAACCCAUUUCCUUGCCCCGGGUGUUAUUAAAUACUACCGAUCCUUUGCUUCUCACCGGAUGGGGUUUGAUCUCUCUGUGGGAUCCACAUCCCGAGAAAUUACAAAAACUACAAAUGUUCCAGGUGACCAAUGGAGAAUGCUCCAAAAUGCUCGAGGAAUUCGAUGACCUGCAUUUGGAUGUGGGCCAUCUGUGUGCCUUUGUCAAACGUUAUCAGGGUGCCUGUCAUGGCGACAAUGGUGGUCCCUUGGUCUAUCAAAACACCCUGGUCGGCAUCCAUGCCUGGUCCUAUCCCUGUGCCGAUGGUUAUCCCGAUGUUUUCACCAAUAUCUUAUAUUAUCGCGACUGGUUGCGUCAGACCAUCAGCGGCAAUACGAAAUGUAAAAGUGUCACCACCUCACUAAACUAAACGAACAAAACCAAUAAUUAUUGUAAACUAAUUUAAUUUGUUAUUAAAAUUAAUUAACUUUUUUUAAAAAUGCAAAACCA
Musca domestica (house fly) is the source of this 897-nucleotide messenger RNA. Its product is annotated as chymotrypsin-1. Gene Ontology annotation, molecular function: serine-type endopeptidase activity. The transcript has a single exon. Gene Ontology annotation, biological process: proteolysis. NCBI's taxonomy places the organism in Eukaryota, Metazoa, Arthropoda, Insecta, Diptera, Muscidae. Bases 14 to 817 code for a protein of 267 amino acids. The record is from RefSeq and is a predicted model, not a curated record.